This is a messenger RNA of Pristis pectinata (smalltooth sawfish), 444 nucleotides long. It is a transcript of the gene mt2, whose product is annotated as metallothionein 2. Bases 72 to 260 code for a protein of 62 amino acids. NCBI's taxonomy places the organism in Eukaryota, Metazoa, Chordata, Chondrichthyes, Rhinopristiformes, Pristidae. The record is from RefSeq and is a predicted model, not a curated record. Gene Ontology annotation, molecular function: metal ion binding. The transcript has 3 exons.
AUGAGAGCAUCCAGCAACUCCGAGGGAACAGAAGUGAAUUACCUGAGAGGCGACCAAGCAAAGCUCUGAGGAUGUCUGAUGUUCCGUGCACGUGUAACCAGGGCGGCUCAUGCAGCUGCGGAGACAGCUGCAAGUGCAAAAACUGCAAAUGCACAUCGUGUAGGAAGAGCUGCUGCGCCUGUUGCCCUGUCGGCUGCAGUAAGUGUGCCCAGGGCUGCGUCUGCAAAGGAGCCAGUGACAAGUGCAGCUGCUGUCAGUGAACAUCGUCACCCGGGACCAACCGGCACGUCCUGCUGUGCAAUGUGGGCUUUGUACAAUAAUCCUUUUGUACGAUUACUCAUUGAGGGGAGGUUUAUAAUCAUUAAUGUUCAUGAUUUUGUUUUGUACUUUGUUUUGGAUGUAUUGAAUUGCAUCUGAUUAAAAUACUACGUUUGGAAAAGAAAA